CCGAAUCCGCUUCUUUAUUAAUAAAAUAUCCCCCUCGUCUCUCGUUCUCGUUCCUCUGCCGAAUCUUUGGCCGAAUUUUCGCGCUCCCGAGAAUGGAUCAGCAGAGCUUGCGAAAAGCUAUUGGAGCAUUGAAGGACUCUACAACAGUUGGAUUGGUGAAAGUGAACAGCGAUUACAAGGAACUAGAUAUUGCAAUUGUCAAGGCCACUAGCCAUGUUGAAAUGCUGGCAAAAGAGAAAUAUAUCCAAACUAUUUUCAGUGCUAUUUCGGCUUCAAGACCUCGUGCUGAUGUUGCAUAUUGCAUAAAUGCUCUUGCACGAAGGCUUGCGAAGACACACAAUUGGGCUGUUGCAAUUAAAACCUUGAUUGUUAUACAUCGCGCUUUUAGAGAAGUUGAUGCCACAUUCCAGGAGGAGCUCAUGAAUUUUACCAUGGGCAGAAGUCAUAUGCUGAACCUGUGCCAUUUCAAGGACAAGUCAAGCCCGAAUGCUUGGGACUAUUCUUCUUGGGUACGCAAUUAUGCUUUAUACAUUGAGGAGCGUCUUGAAUGCUUUCGCAUAGUGAAGUAUGAUGUCGAGACUGGAAACACUAGAACAUUGGAUCUUGACACUGUUAACUUGCUUGAGCACUUACCUUCUCUACAACAGCUUCUUCUUCGCCUGCUUAGCUGCCAGCCAGAGGGAGCAGCUAUUUACAAUAGUGUGAUUCAAUAUGCACUUUCAAUUGUUGCCAGUGAAAGUACAAAGAUAUACAAUGCAAUCACUGGUUGUACUCUCAAUUUGGUUGACAAGUUUUUUGAGAUGCAGCGUAAUGAUGCCCUCAGGGCACUCGAAAUUUACCGAAAGGCCGGAUAUCAGGCGGAAAGGCUGUCUGAAUUCUAUGAAAUUUGUAAGGGCCUUGAGCUUGGGAGGGAGCUGAAAUUUGCCAAAAUUGAACAACCCGAUGUAUCCUUUAUUGAUGCAAUGGAGCAGUAUGUGAAGGAUGCAUUACGCACUCAACCAGCUAACCUAAAUAUGGUGGAUGCUAAUAAAAGACUACCUGCUCCUAAAUCCUUUAUGGGUAUCGAGCAUAAGAAAGUGGACUCUAAUGAUGACAAGCAAGAGGCAAUAGCUGCUGUUUCAGUAUCCCCAGAACAAAUUGCAGCUGAGACUCCCAAAGCUUCAGUUCCAGCACAAACAGAGGUUCCUGAUCUUCUGGGUUUGGAUGACGCCAGCCAGGGAGCUGCAGAGCUAGAAGAGAAUAACACCUUAGCUCUUGCCGUAGUUCCGAGCAGUGAUCCAUUAGAUAGUACAAGUGCCGAUCUUAUGGGUGAAACUACUGGGUGGGAACUUGCUUUAGUCACUGCGUCAACUUCCAAUAGAAGUGCUAUUGGAGAGAGCAAACUGGCUGGGGGUUUGGACAAGGCGACAUUGGACAGCCUCUACAAUGACGCAAUCUCAAGAAGAGCAAACUACCAUUUGGGCCAGGUGGCUCCAAACCCUUUCCAUGUUUCUCAAUUUUCCCGAGAUCCUUUUUACGCAUCCAAUGGCAUAGCAGCACCAGCCAACGUUCAAAUGGCAACCAUGGGUCAACAACAAGCAGUAACGAUGCAAGGGCAGCGGCGGCAGCAGCAGCAAUCUCUGGGCCAGGAGAACACCAAUCCUUUUGGGAACCCUUUUGGUCCUGCUGACAUUUCUUCUUACCCACAUCAGAAUCCAUACAAUGGCUUAAUGUAGGGCGAUUUUGCGUUAUUGGGUACAGUUCAGAUUCUCAGAGGUGUAGAUAUUUAGGGUGGGAGGUUAGCUUAUGGGUUGUCAUCGUUUCCGCUUCCUUGCAUAUAAUUUUUUCAGUUGGGUCGGUUAUAGGUUUCUAUUAUAUUGAUGGCCCUAUUAUGCUGUAAUCUUUGAUUAGCGUGGCUGAACCAUUCCGUUGGCGUUCUUAUUUGCAUAUCUGCAGUAAAAAAAAAACUGAACAACUAUGUAAAUCAUCAUUCCUCUGGAUUCGAAGUAGAAUACAAUAGAACUUUGCUGCUAAGUAAUUUUCA
This is a messenger RNA of Asparagus officinalis (garden asparagus), 2023 nucleotides long. Its product is annotated as putative clathrin assembly protein At5g35200. Bases 93 to 1715 code for a protein of 540 amino acids. The record is from RefSeq and is a predicted model, not a curated record. Gene Ontology annotation, biological process: clathrin-dependent endocytosis; vesicle budding from membrane; clathrin coat assembly. Gene Ontology annotation, molecular function: SNARE binding; phosphatidylinositol-4,5-bisphosphate binding; 1-phosphatidylinositol binding. Lineage: Eukaryota; Viridiplantae; Streptophyta; Magnoliopsida; Asparagales; Asparagaceae. The transcript is spliced from 16 exons. Gene Ontology annotation, cellular component: clathrin-coated pit; clathrin-coated vesicle.